This is a messenger RNA of Panicum virgatum (switchgrass), 2487 nucleotides long. RefSeq lists its product as uncharacterized. Gene Ontology annotation, molecular function: protein dimerization activity. The transcript has 4 exons. The coding region runs from base 15 to 2291 and encodes 758 amino acids. Lineage: Eukaryota; Viridiplantae; Streptophyta; Magnoliopsida; Poales; Poaceae. The record is from RefSeq and is a predicted model, not a curated record.
UGAAUCAAUGUAGGAUGUCGAUAACGGACUCUGCAGCUGCACCUGAAAUUGAAACUGAGGGAGUCAAUGUCCUGAAAAGGAAUUCAGAUGAUGUGGGAUGGGAAUAUGGGGUUCUUGUUGAUGCUAACAACAAAGACAAGGUGAAGUGCAAGUUCCGUGGCAAGGUGAUGCAAGGAGGGAUUUAUCGGUUGAAGCAACAUGUGUCCAAUGAAGGAAAUAAUGUGAAGAAAUGCAAGGAUAGCACAGAGGAGGCUAAAGAGAAGUGCAAAAAAUCACUAAAUGAAUCAAAAAGGAAGAGGGAGGAGAAAAUUGUUCAAGAGCUCGAACUUAGAGAGGAAGUGAAUAUUUCUCGGGUUGGAGAUGGAGAGAAAGACGAAGUGACUUCUGUUGGAAGUUCAGAGCCUCACAAAUUAGGACCCAUGGACAAAUGGACAUGUGCCAUUGACCCUAAAGCAACAAAAAGUGAAUCUUUGAAGCAACCGAAGCUGAACAAGGAACUUUGGAAAGAAAGAACACAUGAGGUGUAUAAAUAUAUUGCAAGAUGGGUCUAUACACAUGCAAUACCAUUCAAUGCAUGUGACAAUGAUGAGUUCAAGCAAAUGUGUGAAGCAAUUGGACAGUUUGGAGCUGGAAUUGAACCUCCAUCUCAGUUUGAUCUGCAAGAGAAAUUGCUGGAAGAAGAAUAUGCAAGAACCAAGAGUUUGCUGCAAGAACGUGAAGCCGAGAAGGUGAAAAAUGGGUGCUCUAUUAUGACUGAUGCUUGGUCAGAUAGGAAAAGGAGAAGCAUAAUGAAUGUGUGCACUAAUUGUGCUGAUGGAACCAGUUUUAUCAGCUCAAAAGAGAUGUCAGAUGUGUCACACACAAGUGAAGUCAUCUUUGAACUAGUGGACCAAGCAAUUGAAGAUAUUGGGCCGGAUGAUGUGGUGCAAGUAGUGACAGACAAUGCUUCAAACAAUAUGGGAGCAAAGAAGCUAUUGCUUGCGAAGAGAUCACAUAUGUUUUGGACCUCUUGUGCAGCUCACACAAUCAACUUGAUGCUCCAGGGAAUUGGCAACAUGCUGCGGUUCAAGAAGGUGAUUGACCGAGCAAAGGCAUUCACCAUAUUUAUCUAUGGACACACAAGAACAUUGGAGUGCAUGAGAUACUUCACGGAGGGGAAAGAGAUAAUUAGGCCAGGAGUGACUAGAUUUGCUUCAGCCUUCCUCACUUUGAACAACAUGCUAGAGAAGGAGGACCAGUUAAGAAAGAUGGUGGUUCAUAGUAGGUGGGACACAUUGAAGGAUGUGAAAUCAAAGAAAGGAAAAGAUGCCACAGCAAUUAUAUUGAAUCCAGCCUUUUGGAAGGAUGUCAAGCUAACAUUGAGUGUUUUUGAGCCAUUGGUCAAAGUUCUCCGUUUGGUUGAUGGGGAUGUGAAGCCGUCCAUGGGUUUCUUAUAUGGAGAACUACUAAAGGCAAAGAGAGAGAUCAAAGAGGCCUUUGGAAAUGUUGAGUCCCGUUUCAAGGAUGUCAUUGCUGUCAUUGAGAAGAAGAUGAAAGGAAGACUUGAUUCUCCAUUGCAUUUGACUGCUUAUUUGCUCAAUCCAUUCUAUAGUUAUGGUGACCCAUCAAUCUUUGAUGAUGCCACAAUAAUAGAAGGAUUUAUCAGUUGUGUGGAAAUUUUUUAUCACCAUGAUGAGGAUAAGCAAGAUCAGGCUGUCAGCACUGAACUAAAGAAGCUUCAGAAUAGAGAAGGACCAUUUAACAAGAAGCUUGCAAGGAGUUGCCAAAACUUUGAUUACAACCCAGCAUCUUGGUGGCGGCUAUAUGAAACUGAAACACCAGCUUUACAAAAGAUGGCUACAAGGAUUUUAUCUUUGACAUCAAGCUCUUCUGGUUGUGAAAGAAAUUGGAGGGGGUUUGAAAUGGUACACACUAAGAAGAGAAAUAGGCUUACUACAACUUGCCUCAACAAAUUGGUAUUUAUUCAAUUCAACUCCAAGAUGAUUAAUAAGAAAGAAAAGAUCAAGGCAAAAAGGAUCAGUGAUGUUCUCUUGUCUAGUGACACAACUGAAGCUCAAGGUUUUCUGCAUGAGGAUGGAGAUGACUGUGCACUUGUUGUCUAUAGAGAUGAAGAUGAGGAGAUGGAAGGUACAUGGAUAUCUUGGUCUGCUAUUGGAGAGGCAGUGGGAGCAGAGGAACAACUUGAGCUGCGUAGAAGUGCAAGAGUGAGACAGCUGUAUGAAGGAGAAGAAUUUGACUCCGAAGAACAAGAGUUUGAAGAAGAUGAGGAUGAUCGAAUGGAACCCUAUUGAAGAAGAUAUUGCAGUGGGGCUUUAUCUGUUUAUCAUGCCAUGUUAUCGUAUCUAUUUUCUGAUGCAUUCAUGUGAACUGUCUUAAACUUAUGAACUAGUGUGUGACUGUUUUUUCAAUUUACUGCUAUCCAACUUGUGUGGUGUAAAAUAUGUAAUUGCUGUCCAUCUUGUGAUAUAACAUAUGUAAUUGCUUGCU